AUGGGGGAGAAGCGACGCGCGGACGACGGUUCGGGCUCCGACAAGAAGCCCAAGUCCUCGAAGAAGGAGAAGAAGGAGAAGAAGGAGAAGAACGACCUCGACCCGGAUGAGGCCGCCGCCAAGGCUGAGCGCAAGGCGGCGAAGAAGGCCAAGAGGGACGAAAGCGGCGGCGGCGGGGGCGGCGGUGAAGACGACGGCGAAGACGCCAUCGAGACGGUCGAGGUGGAGUGCAAGGGGCAGACUGGGCGCAUCAUCGGUAAAGGUGGGUCCAAGAUUCGUGAGAUCGAGGACCUCACCGGCUGCAUCCUGAGCAUCGAUCAGGCCAAGGGCAUCUGCACCAUCAGGGGCCCGACCGUCGCUCCCGCGGUGCAGGAGGUUAAAAACAUCGUGCAGGAGGGACGAGAGCGCGACGAGCUCGCGCACGCCCCGGCGCCUCCCCGCGCGCGUUCCCAAUCCCAAGGGUGGGACGACGCGGCCCACGACCGACGACCGUCCGAACCCGCGGGCGUGUCCACGCCGGACGAGCUCCCCUUUGGAAAGCCCCCGGCGGGCAGCGCGUCGAGAAACGACACCGGCCAGAACGAUUGGCAGUGUCCGUGCGGAUCGACCAACUUUGCGAGGAGGUCGAGCUGCUUCCGGUGCAGGGCUCCGAGGGUCGACGACGCCACUUGUAACCCCGCGGGUGGCAACGCGCCGGUCAGCGUCGGAAGAUCUCACGAACGGACAACCGGCCCGGCGUCCGCGGCGAGAACGGAGGCGGGCGCCGCGGCGAGGGCGCCCGCGCAGGGAUCAGACGCUAACGGGUACGAGGUGUUCGUCAAGUACCUGCCGCACACGAGCGAGGAGCACGAGGUUGCGGACUUCUUCUCGCAGUUUGGGGAGAUCCUGGGCGGCGUCCGUCUCAUCCGCAACCCCACCACGGGCCAGUGCAAGGGUGCCGGGUUUGUCACUUUCGCGCACGAGCACGCCAGGCAGGCUGCGCUGGCCAAGGACGGCAUAAAGUUCGGGGGGCGUCACCUCAGCAUCACGGUCGCCAAGACGGGGACGUUCGGCGUGAGGGCCACGGAGCAGGCUUUCGGCACGCACACCCCCGCCAUGCUGCGGGAGACGAUUGCGGCGCUGGUGAAACCCGAUCCAAACGGGACGUACGUGGACGGCACCUUCGGACGGGGCGGUCACACGCGCGGUAUACUCGCCGCGCUCGGCCCGAACGGUAGGUUGCACGCGUUCGAUAUGGACCCGGAGGCUAUUAAGGAGGCCAAGAAGCUCGAGGCGGAGGAUUCCAGGUUCACCAUCCACCACGCCCCGUUUGGCUGCAUGGACACGGUGCUCAAACCCCUCGGCGUGACGUGCUCCGGGGUCUUUCUCGACCUCGGUAUAUCCUCCCCUCAGUUCGACGACGAGAGUAGGGGAUUCAGGCCGGAGCAGGACGGACCCCUGGACCUCAGGUUCGACGUCACUCAGGGCGUACCCGCGUCUGAGUUUCUCGAGCGGGUGGACCGCGACGAGCUGGUCCGGAUUUUGCACGAGUACGGCGAGACCGCGGACCCGGUCGCGGCGAGGAGGAUCGCCGACGCGGUGUGCCUCGCCGUGGCGGAGGAAAGGCUUCCUUCGACGACCAAGGCUUUCGCGGCGCUCGUGGCUGCCGCCAAGGGUAAGGAAUACCAGGCGAUGCACCCGGCGAAGCUAACUUUCCAGGCGCUUCGCAUUCACCUCAACCAGGAGUUUGACGAGAUGCGGCGUGGUAUGAGGGCCGCGGCGGAGGUGAUGAUUGACGGCGGUCGACUCGGUGUUCUGACGUGGAAGCACAGCGAAUGCGCCAUCCUUGUGGACUUUCACCGCCACUUUGAGGUUGUCCAACCGACGCAACCCCUGCUCAAGUGGAUGCGAUCGAACCACCCCGAGAAGGAGAACGCCCUACCCACCGUCUGGGGUCUCACCAUGGACGACGCGCAGCGUCCGUCGGAGCGCGAGAUGCGAGACAACUCUCGGUCGCGCAGCGCCAUCCUCCACGUCCUCCGCAAGGUUGACGCCGGUCGCCGGCUGGCGGAUGUGGAGCGCGCGGCGUAUCCCCUCCUCGGCUGGGCGCCGCCCCCGGACGCGCCGAAGCCGCCCCCGGUGACGUUCAAGUACGAGGCGGCGACCGCGGGUCGCGACGAGCAUCGCAAGGAGAAGAAGGAGAAGAAGGAGAAGAAGGAGAAGAAGGAGAAGAAGGAGAAGAAGGAGAAGAAGUGA
Messenger RNA from Micromonas commoda, 2235 nucleotides. Its product is annotated as MraW methylase/RNA recognition motif protein. Gene Ontology annotation, biological process: rRNA base methylation. The coding region runs from base 1 to 2235 and encodes 744 amino acids. Gene Ontology annotation, molecular function: rRNA (cytosine-N4-)-methyltransferase activity; RNA binding. Lineage: Eukaryota; Viridiplantae; Chlorophyta; Mamiellophyceae; Mamiellales; Mamiellaceae. The record is from RefSeq and is a predicted model, not a curated record. The transcript has 3 exons. Gene Ontology annotation, cellular component: cytoplasm.